This is a messenger RNA of Biomphalaria glabrata, 6066 nucleotides long. RefSeq names its product nucleolar transcription factor 1-like. The coding region runs from base 857 to 2293 and encodes 478 amino acids. The record is from RefSeq and is a predicted model, not a curated record. NCBI's taxonomy places the organism in Eukaryota, Metazoa, Mollusca, Gastropoda, Planorbidae. The transcript is spliced from 12 exons.
AUAAAGAGUAUCCUAACUUCCUCGAUGUUGGAAACUAGAGUGGUGGAACGUGCGCGUGCUGUUUUAAAAUUGUUUACUAAACAAAUACAAAAUAAUAGACUCUAGAAUUUAUAGAGUCUCUCCGUGUGACUAGAUUAAGAUAUAGAGAAUCUUAUCUAAAGUCUACUUUAAAUAGAAGAUCGACAACUAGACUAGACUCUACCUAUUCUAGGAUCUAGAUUGACUAGAUCUACUCUACUGUCUAGGCCUACAUAACAGUUAACUGUAACUACUGAGACUGAGUAUUUAACUAGCUACUAGUCUAGUAGUAAGUCUAGUAACUAGUACUAGUGUCUAGUGUAACUAAGUCAGUCUAAGUAGUGUAACUAACUCAGUAACUGACUGAGUAAUUCUACUUUGUUUUGUAACUUUCUUUUGAACGAGUCUAGAUUAAGAUAUAGAGAAUCUUAUCUAAAGUCUACUUUAAAUAGAAGAUCGACAACUAGACUAGACUCUACCUAUUCUAGGAUCUAGAUUGACUAGAUCUACUCUACUGUCUAGGCCUACAUAACAGUUAACUGUAACUACUGAGACUGAGUAUUUAACUAGCUACUAGUCUAGUAGUAAGUCUAGUAACUAGUACUAGUGUCUAGUGUAACUAAGUCAGUCUAAGUAGUGUAACUAACUCAGUAACUGACUGAGUAAUUCUACUUUGUUUUGUAACUUUCUUUUGAACGAGUUCGUAGAUCGAAAGUAAAUCUAGAUUAGCUAGAUCUAGAUCUAUCGUCUAGAGUUACUAGAGUAUUCUAGACUGACUAGACAUCAAUAAUUUCAAUAAUCUUAGUAUUCUUAGUCUGUACUGGACUGGGAAAUUUUUAUGCAAAUGACUACACUCACUACAGGGAUGGAAAAUUGGUCACAAGAAGAAGUUAAGCUGUUGGUCCAAAAUAUUAUCAAUGCCACUAAAGACAUAAACAAGUCAUAUAAAACUGUGGAAGGAUCCAUGAAUUGGGAGAAUGUGGCGGUCAGUGAUCGGUCUGUGGAUGAGUGCCGAACCAUCUUCCAACACCUAAUAAGCAAGGUUCGUAAGUAUCGAACAAUGUCAGAAAUAUUGACUGAUGUGAUGACAGAUUUAAAACAAGAUGGCUUUAAACCUAACUCUAAGGAUGCGGUGCAUGCAGACAUGCCCAAAAAACCCAUGACUGCUUAUCUCUUAUUCGCAAAGAGACGUGGCAAAAAACUUCAUGGCAAAACAUUAGCUGAACGCUCCAUGAUUUUAAGUCAAGAAUGGAAGGCUUUGUCUGAUGAAAAAAAAGAAGCAUAUCAACAGAAGCAUCUAAGAAAGAAACAAGAGUAUGAGGAUGCAAUGAAGGCAUUUUUAAUAAACCAUCCUGAAGUGCAUGUCCAAGGUCAUUCAGUGAAGCCUCAGCUUCCAGUUCCAUCAAAGCUAUUCCAAGACUCUAAAUUACCCAAGAUACUGAGCAAACAUCCAGAGAUGUCUCAUGCUGAUGCUGUCAAAAAAUGCCAGAACAAAUAUAACACCUUGUCUGACAAAAGGAAACUCAGGUGGAUCAACAAGGCAAAGACUGCUUAUAAGGACUAUUUGUCAGAAUGUGAAGAAUAUUUAAAGAGGACUAGCAGUGGAAAUUUCAAGCCUUCUGAGUUUCACUUGACUAAAGAAGAACAAAGGAUUUUGGAUGCCUCACUAGGCAAACCUUCCUUGCCUCCCAAGAAUGUUUUCUUGUACUUCUCUCAACUGAAUAAGGAACAUACUGCCCAACUUUCCAUUGGAGAAAAGAGUAAGACUAUGUCCAAGCUGUACAAAGACUUACCUGAAAAGGAUCUGAAAGAACUGGAGGAAAGCUACAAACAGUUAGUUCAAAGCUUUGUUGAACAGUAUUCUACCUAUUAUACUAAUUUACCUGAUGAUGAGCGCAUAAAACAAGAAACUCCAGAGGAUUACUGCAAAGUCUACCAUAAAAUUCUUAAAUCAAAAGAAAAAAGUAAUGAAGCUGCAGAAUCAUCUAAACGAAAACGUAAGCAAAGUAGUUCAGAAAAAGUUGUCUCUAAAAAAGCUAAGGCUGAGGAAGAAACCAAGUCUGACGAAUCAAGUUCUGAAAGUUCUGCCGAGUCUUGCCCUAAGUUAAUGUUAUCGCCUAGCUCUUCCUCAGGAGGUAGCUCAAAACUGGAUGUUUCCAAUAACAGCAGUCGCCACACAGAGAUCACUAAACAUUCAACUAUACUUAAAUCGCCUGUUAGCAAUUCAACCCUGACAUCACCUACCUCCGCCAAGAAGAAAGAGAAAAGCAAGUAACAAAAACUGCACUCCAACUAAAUUACAUUUGUAAUGGAUGCCAUAGAGUUAGAUUUUAUAAUUAACUAAUCUUAAUGUCUUCAAAAAUUUUUAAAUGAUGUAGCAUAAACUCAAUCAUUCAACUAUUAACUUAAAAAAAUCACCAAUAAUUGUGGCUUUUUUUUUUUUACUUGGAAGGAACUUUUGUUAUUUUAAAGAUCAGAUACAAUGUUUAUAGUUGAUUUGAUUAGUUCAUUUGUUUGUUGUGUUCAUCAUAUUUAUUGUAGCGGAUACAAAAUAUUUAUAAGAUUGUACGAUGAAAUAUAUACUGAAUGUUCCUGUGAAAUCCCAUUCUUUAUCAAGGUAACAGGAAAAGUAAAUAACUAUAGUUGUUUAAGCUUAUAGGAAGUAGUCUGAUUAUAGAUCUAAAUCUCUAAUAAUAAUUUAUAUUCAAUUUUAUUUGUAUAGUAAAAUAUAAAGUGUAUGCAUGACUACAUGUUCCUUAUAGAAAUCAACAUCCUUGGAUCAAUAUUCAUGAAACUUGGCAUUGAUUGUUUGAGUAGACUAUGCUAGAACCCAUUCCUCCCUGUGACCAUGGGCAAGGCUGUGUCAUUCUGUUAGUAUACAAAUAAAAAAAUAUAACUAGUCCUACAGUUUUUAGUUGUGAAUAAAGUAAUAACAUAAAAAAAAGAAAGUUAUUGUUUGGCAUUAAAAAUGAACUUAUAAUGUCAGAGGUACAAAAAAAAUUGGGUAAUUUUUUUUAAAUCCAACAUAAAUUUUUUUUUUAAACUUAUCCUUUUUCUUAAAACAAUUUUUUUUUAAUUUUUUUUGUACAUAAAACCUGAAUACUGUACACAUGGUGUGCUAAGUGGUUGUUCUUAGCUAAAGUGUAUUUGACUAAUGUUUUUGCCUUUGAAAUAAAAUUAUUAUCACUACCAGAAUUUUUUUGAUGACAGAACUAUCUUUAUUAAAUAUUGGUGAUUAUUUUCACAUCUUAACACAAUGUAAUCAGAUGCAAUUUUCUUUUUGUCUCUAGAUGGCACUUCUCUAAAGUGUCCUUUUUUUUAAAAUUUAUACAUUUUGCAAUUGAUGUAAUUGUACUUGAUGAUAAUUGUGACUUUUCAUGUUCUCCUAUGCAAAAAUAAUUUUCACUGUGGAAAAACGCAAUAAAUGUAUAAAAUAGAAAAAGAAAAUGAUCAUACAUAUCGUUGAAUGUAUUUAAAUUGCACAUGCCUACUUGCUAAUUUUAACAAUGAAUGGUAAUGGAAUCAAUUUUAUGGGGCUUUAGCCAAUAGAAGGUUAAGAAUGAAAGUUUAUUAUUCUAUGUAACACAAAAUAUGUGUAUGUAUUUGAUUGGUAGAGACAAUAGCUCGAACAGUUCAAGUUUUAGACUUCAAUAUGUCCAUUGCAUAGUUAUGGUUUGAAAUCUUAUCAAUUUAUUGUCUUACUUUUUCUGAUAUAGUUUCUUUUUUUGUUUUGUUGUUCACGUUUUUUAUUUUAUGACUGUUAAAAGGUUUAAUUAAUGUAUGGUAAUGGUUUAUAUUAAGCCAUUUAUAGAUUGCCUUCACCCAGGUGUUCAUUUAAUUUGUUUUAUUCAAACAUUUGUAAACUGUUUCUCAUCCAGUACUGGUAUAUGUUUUAUUCAAACAUUUGUAAACUGUUUCUCAUCCAGUACUGCUAUUGACUUUGAAAUGUUAAUAAGGAGAGCUUAUUAUAAAGCAAUGGACUUUUUAUCAUUCAAACUCUCAUCCAUUUUGAAAUGCAGAUGAUCCAAUGUUUGUUUAAAGUUAUUGCUCUGCCCAUAUUAUCAAGACGAGAAGUUAUAUAAUAUGCAUCAACAAAUGAAUUUAUAAAAUUUUACGCCAUGUAGAUAUAUUUUAAAUUUAUUUAACAUGUAUCUUAUAUACAUUUUUAAAAACUACACUUGCAUACAAGUGUAUCUACACUUGCAAGUUUAUUAAUAUAAAUACUGUAAUCAAUCUUGGAAUUUGUAAGCUGUUUCAUGUAUUGACUAUUGAUCUGUUGAAAUAGUAAUUAAAAUAAAGUCUAAUAAAGUUCUUUUUUUUUAAUUGAACACAUUUCUUACACAGAUAUUGUUCCAUACAUUGUUUACAAUAUUGUUAUGAAAAAUUCUAGUAAACCUAAUUAAUUAGGGGAUACGACAAUUAGUUCACUGACAUUUCGUUCUCCCAACUAUUUGUUCAAACGACAUAUAGCUCACCGACUAACUUGUUUACCCGACAAAUUGUUCACAGGAUAGUAACAUUUUGUUAAAAUUAUAUAUUCUAGUCACAUGUUUAAUUUGUUUUAAUUAAAACUUUUGUAGCUGUCUACCACACCCAAUCUCAGAUCAAGAUGAAAUUUGGCACUAUUUCUUGUACCUUACAAAACAAGAAUCAAUUAAAAUAAUUAACCUAUUAAAUAAUUAUUUUGUUGGUAUAGAACAAGGGAAGGAAAUUGUACUUGACAUGUGGCAGUAUAAGUUGAAUGAAUCCCCUUUAUUCUUUGUGUAGAGAACUAGUUCCUCACUUACUAGUUUCAAACAAUAGGAAACUUGAAACCUUCUAUUUUCAUAAGCACUUGGCUGGCACAGUGGUUAAUGUAUUGGCUUGAGCCCACAAGUUUGAAUGAAUUCAAGUGGUACAACUUUUUACAAAAUAAAAUACAUUUAAAAGGCUAUAACGUUAAUCUUCAUCCAGUUACCCCCUUCUUUCUCCCCUCCUCCUUGCCCAACUGGCCCAGACAAGUGAUAGGAUCAUCAUAGCGCAUUGAGAAGGCUCAAAGCAUGAAGUUGCACUAAAAAAAUAAUUGGUAAAAAUACUUCUAAUCACAGAUUUAUUAUUGCUAGUCUAGGUCUAUUACAAAUUUAAUAUGGCUAAUCUAAAUUAAUUGAUACAAUUACACUUAAUACAAGCUAUGUUUCUUUUUAAAAGUAUUUUUUUUUUUAAUAAUUUGACUUCCUAUGUGUUCUUUUAAAUGUUGAAAAUAAAUAGCAAAAUUAAUAGAUUUUUGGGUGCUGCUUUACAUAAAAUUCGCUUGAUAUUUUUACAAAUGAUUUGAUUGAAUAAGAACUUCCUUAGUAUCAUAGUUCUCAGUCAUUUGUUAAACAACCAAUGAGGUUCUGGUAAAAAAAAAUCACACAUGGAAAAGAAAUAGAAAAAUAUUUUAAAGCUAUUUUAUUCAUUUUAAAGUUUGCUAUGCACAUGAAUAGGCCAAUUGAGUACAAAAGUUUUAAAAAUAUCAUCAUACUAAUUUCCAAAACAUUUUAUUUCUAUUUAGUACAAGUUUUCAUCAUCCAUAUUUAAUAAUAAACUUCUAGAGUAAUAGUGAGACAAGAAUAUUUUGAUAUAUAGUUUUCAAAAAAAAAUGUUAAGAAAAGAACCCAGCAAUGUUUUGGUAUGAUGCAACAAUUAGAUGUACCAAUUUAUUUAUUUUAGCAAGAAAAACAAGAAUUUUAGAGCACUACACAGAGUUGAAUUAUAAGAACAGUUAUGUGUAGAAAAGGUUUAAAAAUAAAUUGAAAAGAAUAUAAUUUAAGUGGCACCAAUUGCUUUGAAGAAAGAAACUCACAGGAAACUAUUAACACCAAUCCAAUAAAUUAAGAAUUUGCUUUGGAAAAAAAAAAAAAAAUUUUUACUGAUUAUAGACAACAAUGAAUCACACAGCCCUUUCUGAAUUCAAUCACACACCUUUACACAGUCCACACUUGUCAAUUAGCCUGUAAGGAGUCUAACAGUUUUUCAAUACAUUCUAUAACCUUGGUCUCUUUCAGCUGGGACUCAGGCUGCUGGCUC